UCUCUCUCUCUCUUAAAUUCAUUGACUUCGUUUCUCUCUCUUAAAAUCCCUUGAAUUAAAACCCAAACUUCCCCUUCCUUCCUCUCUGAAUUUCCAUGGCAGUUGAAGCACGGCGUAUGAAUCAUCUACCGUCUCCGUUCAUCACCAACAAUGGAGAUUUCAUGAAACAGAGUCAAGAAGUUCUUGAUAUCUACAAUUACAAAACGAUGCCGGUGGAAACCGCCGGAUUAUGGCCUUAUGUUGCCGGGAAAUCCGUGCCGGAGAUUGUUAACAAUUUCCCCGCCGAUAGUGGAUUGACUUCCAAUAACUUCCCCGCCGCGCCGGUUCGAAAGCGACAGAGACGGUCGGGAUACGAGGAACCGCCAUGUCCAUUCCCUUGCAGGUUGUCGGAUGAAGAAAUCAUUAACUCCCACGUUCAGCAGCAGCAAUCGGAAAUCGACCGGUUUAUUGCGAUCCAUAGGGAGAAGGUGAGAAUGGCAAUGGAGAUUCGGAAGAAGAGGGAAUCUGGAAUGUUGGUGAGAGCUAUAGAGGAGAGAUUGGUGAAGAAAUUGAAGGAGAAAGACGAGGAGAUUGAAAGAAUGGGGAAAUUGAAUUGGGUAUUGCAAGAGAGAGUGAAACGGCUGUGUAUGGAGAAUCAGCUAUGGCGGGAUUUGGCGGAGACGAAUGAAGCCACCGUCAAUUCUCUCAGAACCAACUUGGAGCGGUUGAUUUCUGCCGCUAAUGACACCGCCGCCGCCGCAAAUGAUGCAGAGUCUAGCUGUGGGAGUAAUAGUGGUUGUGGAAUAACAGAGGAGGAGAGCGGCGGUGGAAGGCGGUGCCGGAAGUGUAUGGCGGGGGAAUCGAGGGUGUUAGUGUUGCCAUGUAGGCAUCUUUGUUUGUGUACAAUGUGUGGGUCCACACUGCAUACUUGCCCUGUAUGUGACUCUGCCAUUAAUGCCAGCGUCCAUGUUAAUUUUUCUUAGAACAAAAAAAAAAAAAAAAAA
This is a messenger RNA of Cucurbita moschata (crookneck pumpkin), 983 nucleotides long. RefSeq names its product BOI-related E3 ubiquitin-protein ligase 1-like. Bases 96 to 962 code for a protein of 288 amino acids. The transcript has 3 exons. Gene Ontology annotation, biological process: regulation of programmed cell death. Gene Ontology annotation, molecular function: ubiquitin-protein transferase activity. The record is from RefSeq and is a predicted model, not a curated record. NCBI's taxonomy places the organism in Eukaryota, Viridiplantae, Streptophyta, Magnoliopsida, Cucurbitales, Cucurbitaceae.